UUCCUCUGGCUGCGUUCUCAUUUCUUACCGUCUAUGAGAGAAAGGAAGGUAGACGUGCAGUUCGUCAGUUCUUCUUAAUUUAUUUCCUAUAUGUGUAAAGGCCUUCAAACAGGAGUGUGUCAGCCUGCGGUGGUCAGAUCCGGCGUCCGAGUCUUAUGAUCGCGGCCAGCGUCUGCUCUCAAUGGGAGUCGUGAGCUGACGUCACGCUCGAUCUAGAGAGGAAAAUGGGCGGAAACAAAUCAAACGGACACAUUUCUGAACCUAAAGCGAUCUCCUGAAAGGUUGCUGUGUUUUCAGUGUCAGAAUUAUUGAGGACAAUUCAUGACAUAGUAAGAUAAUGCCGAGAACACUUCAUGAUGAGUUAUGCUGAAAAGCCAGACGACAUAACACGAGAGGAGUGGAUGGAAAAGCUAAAUAACGUUCACAUUCAGCGGGCAGACAUGAAUCGGCUCAUUAUGAAUUAUCUGGUGACGGAGGGUUUUAAAGAGGCAGCUGAGAAGUUCAGGAUGGAAUCAGGUAUUGAACCAAGUGUUGAUUUGGACUCUCUGGAUGAAAGGAUAAAAAUUAGGGAAAUGGUGCUGAAGGGACAAAUUCAAGAGGCCAUUGCACUGAUCAACAGUCUGCAUCCUGAGCUGCUGGACACUAACCGAUAUCUGUACUUUCAUCUUCAGCAACAACACCUGAUAGAGUUGAUUCGCCUGCGGGAAACUGAGGCUGCAUUAGAGUUCGCACAGACACAGCUAGCUGAACAGGGAGAGGAAAGCCGAGAGUGUCUGACAGAGAUGGAGCGCACCCUCGCACUCCUGGCGUUUGAUAAUCCAGAAGAGUCGCCCUUCGGUGACCUGCUUAACAUGAUGCAGAGACAGAAGGUGUGGAGCGAGGUAAACCAGGCGGUGCUGGACUAUGAAAACAGAGAGUCGACACCGAAACUUGCCAAACUCCUCAAACUGCUACUUUGGGCUCAGAACGAGUUGGACCAGAAGAAAGUCAAGUACCCCAAAAUGACAGAUCUUAGCAAAGGCACCAUCGAGGACCCCAAGUGAAAACGAACCGGCAUCUCUAUGCUUACAUUAUGCGGGGAACAAAAUGGACGAUUUCCCUUUCCUUAACUAUUUAUAUACUCAGUGACUGACACUCAAACAUCCUUUUAUCAAACUUUUGUUUUGUUUACUUGUUGCUUAUCAGAGACUUUGCUUUAAAUGGGCUAUGGAAUUGAGAUUAAGAUUUAAGGGUGACUCCUAGCCAAAAUGGAAACACUUUUUAUCACAAAUGGACUUCUGUGAUUUUUGUUACCACAAUGUUUGACUUGCUGAGCUAAAUUGAUUGCAUUUUAGCUCCUUUUUUUUUUUUUGCAGAGGAUUAUUGUGUUUCUAUUUUGUUGGUGAAUGUUCAGAAAGUCUACAAAUAUAGUUGAGGACUGAACCACACUAUUUAGAUUUACCUUCUAUUUGACUGUGUCCACUGAUGUGAGGUACCUACGGCACAACAGUGGUGUCAUCAAGGACAGUGGAUUGAUUGUACCAGAUAAACAGAGAACGAGUUCCGUGUGCUUUCACAACUUUUAUUGGCAGUGCACACUGCACAGGUAUACAUUUUGUAUGCGUGUUAAAGGGCCCCGUUAAAGAAAAUCAGCCCUUUUUUGAGUACUAAUGUUUAUUGCAUUAUAAUGUUAUAAAGUCAUGUGACAUUGUUUUCUACUGU
Carassius auratus (goldfish) is the source of this 1701-nucleotide messenger RNA. RefSeq names its product glucose-induced degradation protein 8-B homolog. Lineage: Eukaryota; Metazoa; Chordata; Actinopteri; Cypriniformes; Cyprinidae. The transcript has 5 exons. The record is from RefSeq and is a predicted model, not a curated record. Bases 354 to 1043 code for a protein of 229 amino acids. Gene Ontology annotation, molecular function: protein binding.